Molecule: messenger RNA, 1253 nt
Organism: Condylura cristata (star-nosed mole)
Lineage: Eukaryota; Metazoa; Chordata; Mammalia; Eulipotyphla; Talpidae
Gene: ZCRB1
Product: zinc finger CCHC-type and RNA binding motif 1
Exons: 8
Coding region: 165-818 (217 amino acids)
Biological process (GO): mRNA splicing, via spliceosome
Cellular component (GO): U12-type spliceosomal complex
Molecular function (GO): RNA binding; zinc ion binding
Source: RefSeq, a predicted model, not a curated record
AGCCAGGAAGAGAUGCUGCCCUGGGCGGAUCUGUUCCGCAGCGCCUGACCCCUCUUGGGACCCGUGAUGCCCGGGCCGUGGCAGGGGGCGAGAAGCCCGGCCUGAGACCCUCGGAGCCGAGCGUUCGCUCCCUCACGGUCUCCCGGGCCACCGAAGCUGAAGAAAUGAGUGGUGGACUGGCCCCAAGCAAAAGUACAGUGUAUGUAUCUAACUUGCCCUUUUCCCUGACCAACAAUGAUUUAUACCGGAUAUUUUCCAAGUAUGGCAAGGUUGUAAAGGUUACUAUAAUGAAAGAUAAAGAUACCAGAAAGAGUAAAGGAGUUGCAUUCAUUUUGUUUUUGGACAAAGACUCUGCACAAAACUGCACAAGGGCCAUAAACAACAAGCAGUUAUUCGGUAGAGUGAUAAAAGCCAGCAUUGCUAUUGACAACGGAAGAGCAGCUGAGUUCAUCCGAAGGCGAAACUACUUUGAUAAAUCUAAGUGUUAUGAAUGUGGGGAAAGUGGACACCUAAGUUAUGCCUGUCCUAAAAAUAUGCUUGGAGAACGUGAACCUCCAAAAAAGAAAGAGAAAAAGAAGAAAAAGAAAACUCCUGAACCAGAAGAAGAAAUUGAAGGAAUAGAAGAAAGUGAAGAUGAAGGAGAAGAUCCUGCCCUUGACAGCCUCAGUCAGGCCAUAGCUUUCCAGCAAGCCAAAAUUGAAGAAGAACAAAAUAAGUGGAAACCCAGUUCAGGAGGUCCCUCAACAUCAGAUGAUUCAAGACGCCCGAGGAUAAAGAAAAGUACAUAUUUCAGUGAUGAGGAAGAGCUUAGUGAUUAAAGUUGUAUUUAUUUAUGUAAAUAGCAUUAAACAUAAUUAGUUUUUUUUUUUAAAUCUUGGAAUACCAAGGUCAAUGGUGACUAAAGAAUACUCUUAGAAUUUUAAGCGUAAGAAUAUUUAGUACUAAAUAGCUUUUGCUGUAAAAUAGUUCAUAGGAAUUGAAGAAUAAUGUUGAAGUAUCAUGUUUCUAGCUUGCCUCAGCAGAGUAAUAAAAAGAAAUUAAGAUUUGUGCAUAACCUUUAAUCUUGAAGCUUGACUAGAAAGAAAAUUCUGUGACAGUAAUGCUGAUACCAUCCCCUAAAAAAGGUAGAGAGUAAAAAAAUGUGUUUGAGAGGUUCAUUAUAAAGCUUAUUUGUGUCUGAUUGGUUUACAUGAGGAUUUGUGGAAAAAAGUUUCCUCUUUAAAACAAAAAUUUCAUAAAGACUGAAAGAGUUG